Hemibagrus wyckioides is the source of this 1701-nucleotide messenger RNA. RefSeq names its product low density lipoprotein receptor class A domain containing 4b (gene ldlrad4b). Gene Ontology annotation, molecular function: R-SMAD binding. NCBI's taxonomy places the organism in Eukaryota, Metazoa, Chordata, Actinopteri, Siluriformes, Bagridae. The transcript is spliced from 6 exons. Gene Ontology annotation, cellular component: Golgi membrane; early endosome membrane. The record is from RefSeq and is a predicted model, not a curated record. Gene Ontology annotation, biological process: negative regulation of transforming growth factor beta receptor signaling pathway. Bases 606 to 1526 code for a protein of 306 amino acids.
CCGGCGCUGUGCGGAGCGGCUGCACUCAAAUCAGGUCAUCAGCAGCGGAUCAACACGAGCCACCGGCGCGCGCGCACUCACUCGCUCGCGCGCUCACUCGCUCGCUCGCUCGCUCACUCACUCACUCGCACGCGCACACAUCUCUUUCCGCACGCGAUGUGUCUUGAUAAAGAGUGAUGCCGUUGUGGAGCUUCCCUAGUGAGUGUAUAAACGCUGCUCUCUGACUGAUGAGCUGGUAUGCUGAUUAGAGCGUUGCUCAGCCGAGCACAUCCUCCUGGGAACAGCAACAACUAUACACCUGACUCAAGUACCUGAACAAGCUCCACCUGGAUCUGUCUCUCUCUCUCUCCCUCGGUGUUUCUCCGUACCUCUCUGUCUGUCUCCGGCAGCCAUGAUUGCCUCGCUCUGGCUGGGGGGGUAACGGUGAGUUAAUUGGAGGAUUGGCGUGUUGGUUGCCGUGGUGAAGUGGCGCCGUGUUCACAGCAGCAGUGUCAGCAGUGUGAUGGCCUCGUGAGGUGAAGAUGGCAGCGUCGUGGCUGUGUCGUCCCCAGCAGCCCCAUCAGAGCGGUUAAGGAGGAAGACGACGCUCUGGGCACAGGAGCAGCAUGCAGGAGGCUGACCUACCGGCCACUAAUGCUUUCACAGAGUGCAAGUUCCUGUGCACCAAUGGCCGCUGCCUGGACCUCAGCUCGCUGGUGUGUGAUCAACUCAACCACUGUGGAGACAACAGUGAUGAGGAGAACUGCCCUGUUUCCACCCAGCACCCUUCUCCCGCUCUGUUCUACUCUGAAUUGGAGUUUGUGCAGAUAAUAAUCAUAAUUGUGGUGAUGAUGGUGAUGGUGGUGGUGAUUAUCUGUCUUCUCAACCACUACAAACUCUCAACGUGGUCCUUGAUGAGCAGGCUGGGCCAGGCCAGGAGGCAGGAGCACUCUCUGCAGCCGGAGGGAUGUUUCUGGCCAUCAGAUAGUGGAUCCAGACAAGGAGCUUCAGAGGUGGUGUACGCCCCUCAUCCUCGUGAGCGCUUCAGCACUCCCUCAUUCCUGCAGCGAGAUCGCUUUAGCCGUUUUCAGCCUACCUACCCUCUCCUGCAGCAGCACAUCGACCUGCCACCUACCAUCGCACUUUCGGAUGGAGAGGAGCCGCCACCGUACCAGGGCCCGUGCCCACUGCAGCUGCGCAACCCUGAGCAACAGCUCGAGCUGAACCGCGAGUCAGUGCGAGCGCCGCCCAACCGCACAGUCUUCGACAGUGACCUGAUGGACAGCCAUGGCCCGUGCCCACCUAGCACCAACACAGGCAUCAGUGCCGCCAACUGGAGUGCCCACGGACGCACGGAGGGUCCUCCACCCGCCUACAGCGAGGUCAUGGGCCACUACCCAGGCACGGCGUUUUACCUUCACCAGCACAGCAAUAACCAGUCCUCCUCCGUGCCAACUGUGCCCGGUGCCAGGACGCGCCAGGGCAGCACGGAAAGCACAAUAGUUCUGAGCAAAGCCAAGGACAUGCAGAGAGGGGAGCUGGUGUAAGGUCAGCUCUCCAUACCCUCUCCUUUUACAGGCUACAAAGGGGUGUGGUCACUCUCUGGACACUCCCAUGCACAACAUAAAAUGCGUCUGUCUUCACUACAAAAGCAAAGCCACAUUACAAGAAGGAACCAAGCGGAGCAAAGCUUACAAAAUAACAUUUUAUUGACUGUCUCUC